AGUCAGGAGGGAAGGAGCGCAGGAGAAACAGGGAAGAAUUAUCUCACUGUUAACGGAAUUUAUCUGCUCAUGAAACGAAGAGUUCAUACACGCCGUUUAAUACCGAGAAAUAUAGAACAGAGCUUGGGGAAAUAAAAGGUUCUCAUAGAUCAAAUCUCCUCCAGACUGGCACCCAUGACUCGUCUAGUGUGUUUAUGAUGACUGUGUUUCUGCUUCAAAUGAGCGAGAUCUUAUGAGCUUAUGCAACCAGGAUCACAUCACUGAGCAAUAUGCAGGCCAUUAAGAACGAGCCUCCUUACAACAGAGACGAUGCCCUGGUUUUAGCCGUGGCUCUGCAGGGUGCAGACAGGGACUUGACCGGUCAGAACCUCCCCAACAUGUCCUUCAAGGCCAAAGCAAACACGUGCCGCAGAAAGCGAGAGUUUAUUCCAGACGAAAAGAAGGACAAUCUUUACUGGGAGCGGAGGCGCAAGAACAAUGAGGCGGCCAAGCGCUCUCGGGAGAAGCGCCGCAUCAACGACAUGGUCCUGGAGAACAAGCUGAUGGCGCUGGGCGAAGAGAACGCCUCGCUUAAAACCGAGCUCUUGUCCCUGAAGUUAAAGUUUGGAUUGUUAAGCUCAGCUGCCUAUGCUCAGGAGGUGCAAAAGAUCUCCACUGCUACUAACUCCCUGUUUGAGGAAUUGAUGUCGCCUGACGGUGACAAAAGCCCCUACCCCAAAGAGGUGGAUUCAUCAUGUCUGAGCAGCAGCUGCAUAUCUGUUAUCAAGCACUCACCUCACAGCACCUCAUCAGAUGGAUCAGACUCAAGCAGGACUCCCGAGAUCUUCAAGCAAGAGGCCAAUGAGAGUGCCAGCUUCGCCAGAGAAAGAUCCAGUCCAUAUGAACUUUACAGAAAUUACCUGAACAGCCAUCCUCACUACAGUUAUUCCCAGCCAUCCCCUUUCCUACAACUCACCAGAUCAUCAAGCAACUCCCCCCGUACCUCAGAUGGAGACGAUGGUAUUGUGAGCAAGUCUUCGGAUGGGGAAGAUGAACAGCAAGUCCCUAGAGGUCUGGCAUCCUCCAGUGCAGACCAAAAGAGCGUGAUUGUGUCUGCUGUCAAAGUGCCAGAUGCCAGCGCUUCAGCUCUGCCCCACAAGCUGCGAAUCAAGUCCCGAGCCCGCCAGAUCAAAGUGGAGUCUAUCGAUCCUGAUUACGACACCUCAGUGAAGUUGUCUUCCCCAAUCGACAUGUCUGCGAGAGGAUGCUACCAGAUAGGUCAUGGGACUACACCAGAAUACACCCAGUCAGGUCUUAGCCCAUUGUCCCCGCAGGCGAACAGAAUCCAGGACUGGAGCCAACAGUCUGAGUACUGGCUCAAAAACCAACCAGAGGUUCUACCAGUUGCCUACAAGAACAGACUCUGCCCUGACUCGCCCGGGCCUGUGACUAACAAACUGGUUGACCUUAGAGAUGGCUGCUAUACCAUCUCGGAAUCCGAGAACUUGUACUUGAAAAAAGGCAUUUCUGACCUGUCGGCAGAAGUGGUCUCACUAAAAAAACUCUUUGCAACACGUCAGGGGUCCGUUAUUGAGUCCACCAAAAGCACUACUAAACAUGACUUGUUUUUGAAAGGAUGUUAUUCAAACUGAGGCUUGUUGGGCUACUACAUGCAAGUUUUCAUGCUGUUGUCUUUAAGAUUUGUACAUUAAUGUAUGUUUUUUUAUUAUUAUUUUUGUUUGUUUACAACAAAUGUACGUAAGCACUGAAGCACCAUUUUGUCUCGUUCACCUUUCCAGGGUGUUUAAAAUUGUAAUGUGAUAUGAAUUGUCUAAAGAUUUUGAAUGAACUGCAGCUCUAGACUGACAGUGCCUCCUUUAAACUUUGUUUACUGUGUAAUUUCUAUGGAGGUUAACACUUUGUACCCUGGGUUCCCUUUGCGGAACAGUAGGUAGCAUUUUUUUCAUGUUCAUAAACUCUUAAUAAAAUAAAUAUUGCUUAAGGAA
Trichomycterus rosablanca is the source of this 1985-nucleotide messenger RNA. RefSeq names its product nuclear factor, interleukin 3 regulated (gene nfil3). The record is from RefSeq and is a predicted model, not a curated record. Gene Ontology annotation, molecular function: DNA-binding transcription factor activity; DNA binding. Gene Ontology annotation, cellular component: nucleus. Gene Ontology annotation, biological process: circadian rhythm; DNA-templated transcription; regulation of DNA-templated transcription. The transcript has 2 exons. The coding region runs from base 270 to 1631 and encodes 453 amino acids. Lineage: Eukaryota; Metazoa; Chordata; Actinopteri; Siluriformes; Trichomycteridae.